AUGGAGCUUACAGAAUUUAUAUCCGUGGCUUGGAGAUGGAUUGCUUGUAGCUAACGGUGAAAAAUGGGCGCGAAACAGACGUCUGCUUACUCCCGCCUUUCACUUUGAGAUUCUGAAGCCGUACAUGAAUGUAUAUAACCAGUCUGGUGAUGUGUUUGUCAAAAAGCUUGCAGCUCAAGCAAAAUCCAAUGAAAGAUUCGAAGUAUUUCAGCACGUCUGUAUGUAUACAUUGGAGGUUAUAUUAAAAUGUGCGUUUUCAUACAGCGAAGACGUUCAAACAGCGGGUGAUUCUAACGAAUACGUAAACACAGUGAAUAGAAUAACAGACGCUGUGACAUACAGGUUCCUCAAUCCGUUGAUGUACUUUGAUACCAUCUGGAACCUGAGUUCAAUCGGACGACAAUUUAAGAAAGAUUGUAAUUUUGUUCAUACAGUAGCCGAGGAAGUAAUUGACAAUAGAAGAGAUGCUUUGAAUAAACAAGAUAGUACCAAAGGCAGCCGAUACACUGACUUCCUAGAUAUUCUGUUGACAGCAUGUGACGAAGACGGACAAGGUCUUACAAAACUAGAGAUACGGAAUGAAGUGGAUACUUUCUUGUUCGAAGGUCACGACACAACAGCCAGUGCCAUAUCAUGGAUCUUGUAUUCUUUGGCAGAGCAUCCUGAAUGUCAACAAAAAUGUCAGACUGAGAUAGAUGAGAUACUUGCAGGCAAGGAAACAGAUGACUUAGAGUGGUCUGACUUAAGUCACCUAGAAUACCUGACUAUGUGUAUAAAGGAAGGAAUGCGUCUACAUGCUCCGGUUCCGGCUAUAACACGAGACAUCACUGAAGACUUCGAUCUAGGUGAUAGAGUUGCACCUAAAGGGACAACGGUCAUCGCAAAUAUUUGGGUAUUAAACCACAUGGAAACUAUCUGGGGCCCAGAUCACAUGGAAUUUAAGCCAGAACGAUUUUCGAAGGAAAACAUUGACAGAAUUGAGCACUUUCAAUAUGUUCCGUUCUCUGCAGGACCAAGAAACUGUAUCGGACAAGUAUUUGCCAUGAAUGAAGAAAAGGUUAUCCUGACAAAGCUACUUAGAAAUUUUACAUUUCGUCUUGACCCAUCACAUACAGUAAAACGUAAAAUGUCCUCUGUCAUGAGAACACAGAAUGGAAUGUACAUGUUUGUUGAGAAACGAAGACUUGAAUAAAUUUUAGACAUUGGAAAAAUGACAUUUCUGAUUGCUUUAUUGUUAUCUUAUACAAUGUUUAUGGCAUCUAGUUUUAUAUCAUUCGGACUUAUAAUUGAAUUUGUUCUACCUAUGAAACAUAUGCAAUAUAAAUAUUAAGACAAUUAAAAAUUGGACAACAUUCAAACGGAUGUAAUCACAGCUGGCAGGAACUGUCAAUCAUUGCUUCAUUUUUAAUUUUUCACUGGAUUUGAAAAAAGUCCAUGAUAAAAAAACAAUAAAUAAAAUAAAGUAAAAACAAAACCCACAAGUAUACGAACAAACGAAGAAAUAUAGAAAAGAUAAAUAUGGUUGAAUUGUAUUCUAUGCCUCUACAAUUUUAAAUGAAUCAUGAAUAAUAAAUCACUACUGCAA
Molecule: messenger RNA, 1585 nt
Organism: Ruditapes philippinarum (Manila clam)
Lineage: Eukaryota; Metazoa; Mollusca; Bivalvia; Venerida; Veneridae
Product: ultra-long-chain fatty acid omega-hydroxylase-like
Exons: 9
Coding region: 125-1192 (355 amino acids)
Molecular function (GO): oxidoreductase activity, acting on paired donors, with incorporation or reduction of molecular oxygen; monooxygenase activity; heme binding
Source: RefSeq, a predicted model, not a curated record